AGUUUGUCUUUUGCUCGGGUUCAAGAAGUUGAUAGAAGAAGAAGACUUCAGAGCUUAAAAGAAGCUCCACGUAGCUCCUCAUCGUGACCCACCGAAUACUACUUAUGUAAUUCUUGAUUCCUCGGCGUUAUAGAUCCUUCUCGUCCUUCAGCUUGUUCAUUGAGUAAAGGUAGAAACAAAACUGGCAAAUCACAAGCAAUAGUAGCCAUGGGUAGAAGACCAGCAAGAUGUUAUCGCCAGAUAAAGGGCAAGCCUUACCCAAAAUCUCGAUUUAAUCGUGGAGUACCGGAUCCAAAAAUCAGGAUUUAUGAUGUUGGAAUGAAGAAAAGAGGGGUUGAUGAGUUUCCCUGUUGUGUGCAUUUGGUCAGCUGGGAAAAGGAGAACGUUUCUAGCGAGGCACUGGAAGCUGCGCGCAUCGCGUGUAACAAGUACAUGGCAAAAUAUGCUGGAAAGGAUUCUUUCCAUCUCAGGGUCCGAGUGCACCCUUACCAUGUACUCCGCAUCAAUAAAAUGCUGUCCUGUGCUGGAGCUGAUAGGCUUCAAACUGGCAUGAGGGGAGCUUUUGGUAAGCCUUUAGGCACUGCUGCUCGUGUAGCAAUUGGUCAAAUUUUGCUUUCAGUCCGAUGCAAAGAUGCCAAUUGUAAUCAUGCUCAGGAGGCCUUGCGCCGUGCAAAGUUCAAGUUUCCCGGUCGUCAGAAGAUAAUAGUCAGUGGGAAAUGGGGUUUCACUAAAUUCAAGCGUGCUGACUACAUUAGAUUCAAGCGGGAGAACCGCAUUGUACCUGAUGGUGUCAAUGCCAAGUUCCUUACUUGCCAUGGACCUCUGUCUGAAAGGGAGCCUGGACGAGCAUUUUUGCCUGCGACUGCUUAAGAAUUCAAUAGAAUAAACGACACGGUAUCACGAGGUUGCAAACUUGAUUGUGUUUGAUUAUAUUUGGGUAGUUGAAGCUUUUGAAAUGGCACGUAAUCUAAGCCUUUGGCUGGUGCUUUUAGAGAUAUAUAUUUGUGUUUAACUUUUACUGAGUGGGGUGUUAGUGUUAAUUAUUGCAGAAAGCAAUCUAAUAGUCCAAAUAAUGCACAACUCAA
This is a messenger RNA of Coffea arabica (coffee), 1085 nucleotides long. Its product is annotated as large ribosomal subunit protein uL16-like. The record is from RefSeq and is a predicted model, not a curated record. Gene Ontology annotation, cellular component: ribosome. Gene Ontology annotation, biological process: translation. Gene Ontology annotation, molecular function: structural constituent of ribosome. Lineage: Eukaryota; Viridiplantae; Streptophyta; Magnoliopsida; Gentianales; Rubiaceae.